Nematostella vectensis (starlet sea anemone) is the source of this 2726-nucleotide messenger RNA. Its product is annotated as steroid 17-alpha-hydroxylase/17,20 lyase. Gene Ontology annotation, molecular function: steroid 17-alpha-monooxygenase activity; heme binding; iron ion binding. Lineage: Eukaryota; Metazoa; Cnidaria; Anthozoa; Actiniaria; Edwardsiidae. The transcript has 2 exons. Bases 362 to 1846 code for a protein of 494 amino acids. The record is from RefSeq and is a predicted model, not a curated record. Gene Ontology annotation, biological process: progesterone metabolic process; hormone biosynthetic process.
GACACCCCUAGUGUAGAGUUUCAUCCGCACACCUCGUACGAGUGGCGUGUAAACGACUGCGUCCCAUUUUAGUUUGCGGAUGUGCCCUCUGCUCUAUCGCAUAUCAAAAUAAAGGCUAAAUUUCAUUAUGGCCAUUGGUCAUAAAAGGAUCUAAAGCAUGUGUUUCCUUGGAGUCGGAUGGGUUUGAAAGCUCCUGCAGUCGCCAUGGCUAAUGAAAGUUGUUGGUUGUCAAAAAGGGAGACUGAACGCUUCACAUAAGAGAUUGAAAAAACGAACAUUAGCUGCUGAACCGUGAGACCCUUGCAUUCUGUUGCUAGACGCGCUGCGCUUUGCUGUUAUCAAAAGUGUUUGUCGGGGCGCGAUGCUGGUAGAGGGUGCAGUAUUUGCUGUUGGCCUGACGCUUUUGAUCGCUGUUGUCAUGCGCAAAAAACAGGAUGCAAAUCUCCCCCCAGGCCCUCCUCCCUUACCGUUGCUUGGCAACAUGCUUGAUAUCUGGGGCUCAAUGCCAAACAUCCACCUGGGCUUUAGCAAGCUCGCAAAGCACUAUGGGGAUAUUUACACGCUAUAUCUGCAAGGCAACCGCGUGGUGGUAGUCGGUUCCGCGGCCAUCGCGCGCGAGGCUCUCGUUCUACGCAAGGAUGACUUCUCAGGUAGACCUUACAGCUUCAUUGGUGAUUUCUUUACACGGGGAUGCAAGGAUUUGGCCAUGGCAGAUUUAAGUCCUACGCUUAAAUGGCAGCGCAAGCUAGUUCACACAGCUCUGCGACUCUACAGUCCACGUCUUGAGGGACAAGUUUGCGAGGAAGUCGAUGGGCUGAUCAAGAGAUUGAAGGCCGCAAAUGGAAACCCUAUUGAUCCAAAACACGAUUUGUUCCUCACCAUCCUCAACGUCAUCUGUAACAUGGUGUUUGGCAGCUGCUACUCAAUGAAUGACCCGGAAUUCCUGCAAGUUGUACACUAUAACCAGUUGGGAUUCCGUCUCCUCAGCCCAGUAUCGCUCGUUAACAUAUUUCCCUGGCUCCUCAAACUACCCACGCAACAGGCUAGAGAUUUCUAUUACGUUCGCGACGUCCAGGGCAAAAUUCUGGACCAAAAAUUCAGCCAACAUAAAGCGACAUUCAACAGUAGUAACAUCCGCGACUUCACUGAUGCGUUGUUGAAAGCGAGACUUGAAGCAGUGCAGGAAAACGAGGCUGUGCAUCACAUGAUCACUGAAGAUCACCUGAUCAUGACCAUCGCUGACGUCUUCUCUGCGGGCGCCGAAACUAUGACAACCACACUACGUUGGUUUAUCGCCUGCCUGGUGAACUUCCCAGAUGUUCAAAAGAAAAUCCAAAAUGAGCUCGACUGUGUCGUUGGCCGGCACAGGCUACCCACCCUUGAAGACCGUGAAAGGCUGGACUACCUCGAGGCCGUGAUCACCGAGGUCCACCGCUACUGCACCGUCACGCAUCUGAGCCUGCCGCAUAAAGCCACGUGCGACUCCCAUCUCCAUGGCUACAGCAUCCCCAAGGACACGGUCAUAAUGUUCAACGUUUGGCAGAUGCACCACGACGAGAGAUACUGGGACCAGCCCUACCGGUUCGACCCAACGCGAUUCCUGGACGCAAAAGGCAAACUGGUGGACGUGGCGGGAAUCAAGAGUUUCCUUCCGUUCAGCGCCGGGAGAAGAGUGUGCAGCGGAGAGUCUUUAGCGAAGAAGGAACUGUUCCUCGUCACUUCAAGACUUCUGCACCAAUUGACAUUCACCAGCCCUCCCGGGUACCCUGUGCCUGACCUAGAGGGGGAGGUGGGCAUGAAUCACUUCCCAAGACCCUUUGAGGUCUGUGUAAACGAACGGUACUAACAACAAAUGGGUGUAAGCAAUAAGGAAGUCUUAUUUUACAGACGUUUCGAGGCUACAGUCUGAUCGUCAGCAAUCGUGAUUGACCUCUGGCAACAACUUGCUCCGUUCAGCAAAGAUUGGUUACGAUUAGAAAAGAUUAGUUACGACUGUUUUAUACUCAUUAGAAAAGUUUUAGCGACGACGUCAAAAAUGAGUACAACGACAAGAGAUAAAAAUGAAAGUGUAUGGAGAUUUUAAAGAAAGCAUUUGAUUCGAGUAUAUUUUAGCCGUUUCACUGUCUGUCGAAGUUGCCCACGCACUCACUUUAUACCCCGAAGAGGCUGAAGAGGUACUAUAGUUAUUUGAUAUUUGAUGGUAUUAAGUCCGACAGGUUCAUUCUAAUAGGGCUGAAUUAGAAAGGAGCACAGGUGAACAGUUAUUUCGGAACAAUUUCCCGGGGAGGCACAAACAAAUCCACCAGGUUAAAAUCCCUACCUGUUCGGGUUUUCACCAGGUCAGUGAUAGGAGGUGUAAUAAACCUUGAUUAUUAUAGCUACAGUAUCUGCAUAUAGGGUUAUUUUAUGAAGAAUUGUUUUUCUUUCUUACACUUGUUGAAAUGUUGCUUGACAAGCUUUGUCACAUUUUAAAGAUUUUUAGUAUAAAGCAUGCAAGUAGUUUUGGUCUUGUCCUCCUACGCCCUUGCGCCCUCUGCUGUUUAGAUUCCUUACAAUAAAACUUGAUGAGUUAGUAACUUAAGAAUAAUUGUUUGAAUAUAUAUAUAUGCAUGACUGUGUAAAGGGUGUAUUGUCUUGGAUAUUACACGGAAAUAUAAACUGAAGUUGAGAGCCCUAGGGCGCAACAAUAUAUGAUGUACAGUCUAAUAAAAAAACUUUAAGUAUUA